AUGCCCCCUUUGCAGGUGGCUUUUGUCCGACCGAAGGAAGAGAUGUUUAAGUUUUUAGGAAUCAACUUGUCGGCUAGAGAUAAAGAUUUUUCUACAAAAACUUUGUUCAAGUCUCGUGAGGAAUUAUUGGAGUGGACACAAAACACCGCACGUUCUUUAGGAUAUGUCAUUGUUACUAGAAGAUCAAAGGCAUAUGGGAACAGCUUCGCGCAUACAGUCAUACUUAUAUGUGAUUGUGGUAGAGAGUAUAAACCUAAAGAGUAUACAAGUAGAACAUCUGGAAGCAAAAAGACUAAUUGUCAAUUUCAAUUGGAAGGAAAGUAUUCAAAAGAACAUGAUAAAUGGACGCUAAGGGUAAUAUGUGAUGAACAUAAUCAUCCACCGACACAACAUAUGGAGGGUCAUCCAUUUGCAAGACGGUUAUCUGUCGAUGAGACUCGUUUGGUGGCUAAUUUAAGAAGAAAGAACAUGGCGCCACGUGACAUCCUGUCAGCAUUGAAGGCUCAAAACGAAAACAAUGUGUCGACAAUUAAAACAAUAUACAAUGCACAACAAAAGAUUCGGAUGCACGAGCAAGCAGGAAGAAUUCCAAUGCAGAUAUGGCGUGCAUUUCCACAUGUGUUGAUAAUAGAUGCCACGUACAAAACCAACAAAUAUAAUAAGCCGUUGGUUCAAAUUGUUGGUGUUACAUCAACUCAAAAGGCAUUCUCUGUAGGCUUUGCCUUUAUACAUAGAGAAAAGGAGGCCAACUAUACUUGGGUGUUAAAUUGUCUAAAUUCGACGCUUGAUACGUGUAUGCACCCACAUGUAAUAAUCACAGACAGAGAGUUGGCACUCAUCAAGGCAUGUGAAACAAUUUUUCUGGAUGUUGCCCGAUUACUUUGUAGAUGGCAUAUUGAACAAAACAUUUUAAAGCAUUGCAAUAAAAUUAUCACGUUGGAAGAUGAUCGACGCUCUUUUAGAUCAUUAUGGAACUUACUAAUUGAGUCUCCAACAUUGAUGGAUUACACGAAAAACUACAUGCGACUUCAAUCAAUGUUGAUAAAAUAUCCAUGUGUUUUGAAAUACAUAGAAGAUACUUGGUUGAACAAGUACAAAGAAAUGUUAGUAUCUGUUUGGAUUGAUCAACAUCUUAAUUUUGGAAACAACACAACCAAUAGAGUCGAGAGUGCACAUGCCAAUUUAAAGAGAUUUUUGGACUCUGCAAGUUCUAAUCUCGAUAGAUUUAUGCAACGAAUUAAUGAAAUUGUGCAGUCACAACUCACUUCAAUCAAUGAAAGCUUUGAAAAAAGCUUAAUUUUCCGAUAUAAGCAUCACAAUUCGUACUGCUUCGGGUUACUAAGAGGUUCUGUUUCGAACGAAGCUCUUGAUAUAAUAGUAGGAGAGCUCCAAAGGUUAAAUUUGUCAAAGUUAGACUCCUCAAAUUGUGGUUGCAAACUCCGUACCAGUUGUGGGUUACCAUGUGCUUGCAUGCUUUCUGUUUACUUAAACUCAGGUGAAGAAAUACCCUUGGAUUUAAUACAUAUCUUUUGGAGAAAGCUUAGUAUUUCUGAUACGAAGCCUGAAAAAAAAAGGCAAUAUUCGUUGUGA
This is a messenger RNA of Lactuca sativa (garden lettuce), 1590 nucleotides long. Its product is annotated as PKS-NRPS hybrid synthetase cheA. Gene Ontology annotation, biological process: positive regulation of transcription by RNA polymerase II; cellular response to iron ion starvation. Gene Ontology annotation, molecular function: DNA-binding transcription factor activity, RNA polymerase II-specific. The record is from RefSeq and is a predicted model, not a curated record. NCBI's taxonomy places the organism in Eukaryota, Viridiplantae, Streptophyta, Magnoliopsida, Asterales, Asteraceae.